This is a messenger RNA of Penicillium canariense, 2235 nucleotides long. RefSeq lists its product as uncharacterized. The transcript has a single exon. Lineage: Eukaryota; Fungi; Ascomycota; Eurotiomycetes; Eurotiales; Aspergillaceae. The coding region runs from base 1 to 2235 and encodes 744 amino acids. The record is from RefSeq and is a predicted model, not a curated record.
AUGACGCCCCCUGACGAUUUUUCUAUUGUGGCGCCUCCUCCUUCCUUCCCCCUCAACACAUACGGAGACUACCAGCCCUUUGACGCGUUUUUCGACAAGACUGUUAACCGAAUCCUGUCUGAGGAAGCAAGUCUUGAAGAGUCACGACACAGCGACUUGCCGUUUGAUUCAAGUCCAGUGGGUUCCGGGAACUCGCCGUCUUCUUACUCAUUACGGAGUCGGGAUAAUUGCAAGAGACCCACAUAUAUCUCGGCAUCUAGCACUAUUACGAGCAAGACCAAGAAGAAGAACAGGAAGAAGACAAGGUCUGCGGCCAAGAGAGAGAUAACGGUAAUCGAUCUUUGCGGCAGUGAUGAUGAAGAUCUCGUGGGAAACAACGUGAAUCGUGACCAGGAUGAGUGUGAUCAUACUAAGGAGAUGAAGGGUGAUGACCAUGUGCAGCCGAACGGCACCCCUCAGGAUGAUUCUGACCAUGCCUCAACAUUUGUGGAAGCCAUCGAAGGAAGUUUGAACGGUGUAUCUGAACAAGAUACAUUGAAUGAUGAAUGUGCAGAGGAGGACCGCAUUUUCUCUUCUGUGGGAAGAUCUGAGAGACUCCGUGUUCUGAACUUUAUUGCGGGACACCCAUUCAUGCACAAUCCUGUGCAACCUAUACAACGAUCUGCGCGACUUCACUUUACUGAUGAGAUAUGCAGAGUAGCGUCAUCGGUGGGGCUUGAUUCUUCGUCGAUCAAGAGCUUAGUCAAGCAUGUGCGAAAGCUGUAUCUGGAGUUUGUUUGCGUUGACGCUGAACCACCCGCGAUGGGUCUUGAUGACAUGCCUUUCGGGAAUGAAAUUGUCGAUGAAGUUGAACCGACCUCUCACACUCGGGAAGGUUUCAAGAGGAACCGUGACCAUAUGUCUCCCUCUCCAAGCUUGAACGGCCGGAGAAGCAAAAGACGUGUAUGUGAACCCUUGGAGUCCUCGCCGCAGGCGGUAGAGACAGAGGUCAUUCAAGCUGCCAAUGGCCAUGUCAAUCCGCCGCCUACCGCGCUCCGUGAUGCUCCAGACUAUGCAAAUGAUCAAGGAACUACCAUGAUCCAAAUCGAAAGCUCUCCCGAAGUGCCAAUCGAUGCAGUCGUUGUUCACGAUGAGGAAAAAGGGAACGAGCCUGACACAUUCAAUGUUCAAAACUCACCAAAAAUUUCCCACGAGCCUGUCAGCGUAAAAAUCAAUGGAAAAAACGAAAAGGCUGAGGCUGUUCAGGUUGAGAGCACGCCCGAAUUACCCCUCGAAUCGGGCGACGCAACUGCGUACCAUGAAGCACAGAUCUCUGUGACAGAACACAUUUUCGAGUCGACCUUCCCGCAUGGAAAGAUAGCUGCCUCCGACAAUGGCAAGGCAGAUGUUGAAGAUGUCCAAAUUCAAACUGCUCACAACCCCGCAACCGUGGGAGAAAGUUUAAAUGACGAGAGUGUCCCCGACACUCCACAUGAAUCAGAUGCUUCGCCUGGGACUGUGAUGGAUAUGGUUCAAGAGGGCCUGUUGCCAAAAAUUUCUCCGGAGCCUACCAAUGAUUCCCCCCUCAGGUUGUCGAGGAACCAGAAGAGAAAGGAAAAAAAGCGACUGCGGAAACAAAGGAAGAGAGAGGAAAAGGAAAGGAACCAGAAAAAAGAAGCCGAAGCACAGCAGCAGUCCAGUAAGGCAUGUCUCGAAGAUCACAACAGACAUCAUGCCCAAGAGGCCUCCGCGAAGCUUUUGCGGAAGAACCAAUCGUCUGUCUCUGCGCAGGUGUCAAGUAAUGGACCGCCAGCAAAAGACCCCGAGCCCAGGAAGGAAAGGAAAAGGAGAAAGCAGGAGUACAGACUACAACAGAAGAGAGAGCGGAAGCUGCAGAGGAAAUAUUCUACAUUCCAACAUGAUAGAGCCCUUGUCGAAGAUGCCCAUAGCUCAGCUGACGAGCUUCCAGUUGAGGCAACAGCUUUCCACCUGCACGAACGCUGCGAUGACGGUGGGAACAGAGUGCCCAAAACACAUGACGAACCAAAAGCUCAGCUCUCCAUAUCACGUCAAACUCCUGAACGUGAGGGUACCGUGGCUGGAGUGCCGAUGCAGAUCUCAACUCCCCGGCGCGAUCGAACUGUGGCCAAAGGGCUGAUGCAAGUCUCGACCCCGACCUCUCAGGGCACUCCUGGCUCCCAGUCAAAGUAUGGGCCCUUGUCACCUGAUCCGAAGGAGUGGAGCCUGGAUUUUUGA